This is a messenger RNA of Ambispora gerdemannii, 1038 nucleotides long. Lineage: Eukaryota; Fungi; Glomeromycota; Glomeromycetes; Archaeosporales; Ambisporaceae. The record is from the annotation of a GenBank genome assembly.
AUGGGUAACGAACAUUCAAAAUCAUUAUCAAACGAUAAACGGCGACGAAGCGCCGUACAAUUUCUAAUGAGAAACGCAGCAAUUGUCCCAACAACAUCACUUACAAAAGUGUCAACAAAGUCGAAACCUAAAGUACCAAAACAACCACCAGUCGAUGAAGAUAAAAUCGAAGUGGUUGCGCCGCUCGAUGCAAAUGGACGUCAUAAAUAUAUGUUCCCGGUCAGUGAGAAUGAAGUUGCGUUAAUGCAAAUGAGACAUUAUUUGUUUCGAGAGGUUUGGGGCACGAAUUUUUCCGCGCCGGUUGAUGAAAUAUUGCGGAGAACGAAUGCUAGGGUUUUGGAUAUUGGAUGUGGGCCUGGUACGUGGGUAUUGGAAAAUGCAACAGAAUAUGAAGAGGCAUGUUUUACGGGAAUUGAUAUUGCGACGUUAUAUCCAAAGGAAAUUAAACCACAAAAUACACGCUUUAUUGCUUCGAAUAUCCUUGAAGGACUACCGUUUGAAGAUAACACAUUCGAUUUCGUAUAUUGUCGGUUUAUGAUGUUUGUAUUGACACUUGAAGACUGGCAAGAAAAAGUGAUACCGGAAUUAGCAAGAGUUUUGAAACCCAAUGGAUGGCUAGAAAUCAUGGAAGGUGACAUUGUAUGGUAUAACGAACCAGCGUGCGUAAAGGAUUUGCGACAGAAAAUCGUCGAGCUCCUAAGACACCAGCGAGGAAUAGAACCAAUCUUAAGUCCACUCAUGCCACAAAUGAUCAAGCAAUGCGGUCAAUUCUCAAUAGUACACCAAGAUGAGCGAGCCGCGCCAAUCGGGAAAUGGGGUGGAAAUAUCGGCAAAGCAAAUAUGGAAUUUGUGAAAUGGGGUGCAGAGUGUCUUGGUGAUACGGUCGCUGAUUCGCUAGGACUAAAAGAAGCAGAGUAUAUAAAGUUGUUGAAUGAAGGAUUCCAAGAAAUUGGUGAGGAACAUGUGUUCUCGAAGACGCAUCGGUUCUGGGCAAAGAAGAUUCGGUCGGUGGAAAACGAUAUGUUUAUUGGGUUCUGA